UGUAAGUAUGGCGGAUAAUGGCAGCACGGACAGCGGUGGAGAAGCCAGAAAAGAUGAAAAAGUAGCCCCCGGAGGAUCAAUGAUUGUGAUUACAGUAAAGACCCCGAAUGGAAAAGAGGAAAUAACGAUUCCGGAGGAUUCCUCUGUCGGUCAGUUCAGACAAGAGGUCUCCAAAAAGUUCCAGGCCAAGGAGGAGCAGUUGGUGUUGAUAUUUACAGGAAAGAUUCUGAAGGACGCCGAUACUUUAAGCCAGCAUGGUAUCAAAGAUGGGAUGACUGUUCAUCUUGUUAUAAAGACUGUCCCAAAAUCAACAGCUGGUAGUACAUCUCAGGCAAGUUCAAGUUCUGCAGCAGCUCCAAAUAACAGCAGUAGCACCACUGCCCCUGCAGCAGACAGAACAGGAGGUGGUACGAGUCAGAGACCAACACAACCUGUUAAUGUGAUGAGUGGACUUGGUGACCUGUCCAGCCUGUUCGGUUUGGGCAGUCUUUCACCUAACCUCAUGGAGAUGCAGCAGCAGGUGCAGAGUCAGCUGAUGUCAAACCCACAGAUGCUGUCACAGAUGAUGGGGAGCCCUCUGGUCCAGAACAUGUUGUCCAACCCAGACCUGAUGAGACAGAUUUUUGCAGGCAAUCCUCAAAUGCAGCAAAUUAUGGACCGAAAUCCAGACAUGUCCCGGAUGUUAGGCAACCCUGAGCUCAUGAGACAGUUACAGAAUCCUGCAACGUUAUCCAUGCUGACAAACCCCCGAGCCAUUCAGGCCCUCACACAGAUCCAACAGGGCCUGCAGACCCUUCAAGCAGAAGCCCCCGGAUUCAUGGCCAGAUUGUCUCCCGGAGGCCUUUCUGUUCCUUCACCCAUGGGGGGCAGCAACAGGCCCCUGAACCCACAACCUCCUGCAACAGCACCUGGACCAGGUCUCCCCUCAGCCAGCAAUCCCUCCCAGCAACAGCUCAUGCAACAGAUGUUACAGAUGUUUGCUGGUGGAGGAUCAUCCAUUCAGACCCCGGAGGUUCGUUUCCAGCAGCAGCUCGAACAGCUCAGCGCCAUGGGCUUCAUCAACCGUGAAGCCAACCUGCAGGCGCUCAUCGCCACAGGAGGGGAUGUCAACGCUGCCAUCGAGAGACUGCUAGCCUAACUUUCUCAGUUCCAUAGGGUAAACACUUGUAGAAUUAGGGACGGUCAUGGUUAAUCUUUAAAGUUUUUUCUAACAGAAUUGGUCCAAAGCUAACUACUGUGAACCACUAAAGCAAAAAUAUGCCAAGACUAUUGCUACUUGGAAUAAUAUGUUACUUCUGCAACUUUAACUGGAGAUGAUUUCUGUAAAGACAAGUGAGAAUCAAAAUUGACAUUUUUUUAAUUUAAAGAUUGUAUUUAGGUGGUGAGACAGAGUUUGGAAUCAAAGUUCUGUUGCAGUAGAUUGAAUGAUGAUAUUUGUUUCUGUCUUUCUUUCUCCUGGUUUAUUGGUAUUUAUUGAAGCUUUAAAAUACUUUUGAAAUUACCUAAUCUUGUUCGUAUGGUUGCACUGCUGUCUGUUGGGAUAUUUGUGGAGGAGAAAGUGAAAGUAUGCAGUUUGUAGAAACAAGGAUGUAAUGGGGUUGGAGAAUAUAAUGCUAUUUUCAUUUGGGAAGAGACCUAAAUAUAGCACUUAGACAUUCCCCAUAUCGCAUAAAAGGAUGUGAUCUGUCUGACUUUGACGCAGCUGAACAAAAAUCUCUCUGAACAGGAGGAAGAAUCACAAAUCCUACUGUGGCAAAGGUCUAACCUGCUGUAGUCUACAGAGAUGCCGUUGCCUUUAGGCCUUUGGGUUCAGCUGAUAUCUGGUCAAGUAACAUUCCAAAAUUAAAUCAAACAGGAAUAUUUUUGUUUAAGUCUGAAGUUUUAAAAUUGAUUCUUUAUGAAGUGUCUGAAUGGGUUGCAGGUUCAUAGCAGUGAUUCUUUAAAAGAAUUGAAGAACUUUGUACAGUGGUUGAUUUAAGAUCAACUAGGACCCAAUUACUAUCACACUGGUGUUUUUUUAAAGCAGUGUAGUGCCUAAACAUAAUGUUGGGAUCAGCAAUACCUGAUAUUUCUCAAUGCUCUGUGAAAUCUUAUGGUUGUCAGUCUGUGAACAGAUUACAAGGCUUUUCUGUUCAAUCCAAUAAACUACUUUCAAUUUC
Messenger RNA from Cheilinus undulatus (humphead wrasse), 2159 nucleotides. It is a transcript of the gene ubqln4, whose product is annotated as ubiquilin 4. Gene Ontology annotation, cellular component: cytosol. Gene Ontology annotation, molecular function: polyubiquitin modification-dependent protein binding. The transcript is spliced from 7 exons. Gene Ontology annotation, biological process: ubiquitin-dependent protein catabolic process. Bases 8 to 1138 code for a protein of 376 amino acids. The record is from RefSeq and is a predicted model, not a curated record. Lineage: Eukaryota; Metazoa; Chordata; Actinopteri; Labriformes; Labridae.